AUGGCGUCAGCCGUAACAGAUCUCGAGACUGGUCUCCAGGCUAUGCUCAAUCUUAAGCCUCCUGGUGUGUCCGGUUCUCGCAUCACAAGUUUGACUUCGCUCUGCGUCGCCAAUAUCCAGUCUGAAUCCGUCCUCAUUCAAAAAAUCUACACCCAUUUCAAAAAGACUCCGGGAACCCAUAAGCUUGGCGUUCUCUACGUCGUAGACUCAGUAACCCGAAAAUGGCUCGAGCAGGCCAAGGCACAGGGCCAAGCCAUUAACAGUUCUGCCCCCGACGGCACAUAUGCUGCUGGAGUGCACCGAGUAACAGAGCUGAUGCCCGUAUUGAUGAAUGACAUUAGUCAAUCUGCCCCUGAAGAUCAAAAGGAAAAAAUUAAGAAACUCCUUGACAUCUGGGAAAAGGGCCAGACCUUUCCCCCCUCUAUGCUCCAAUCCUUCAGACAGGGCCUUAGCUCGCCUGCCCAAGCCAAAACCUCCACAACUCCUCCUGGUAGCCCUCCACCAAACGUGAUGGCAUCGCUGCAAGGCAAUCACCUAGCAACUAGCGCUGCUCCUGCCGCUGCCAACGGCUCUUCCAUUUUAGAGGCUCUGGCCAACAUUGCGCGUCAAAAUACCACACCAAGCAACGCUACUGGCUCGGCUGCUCCUAGUAAUGGCAACCUGCCUACCCCAGCUGCAUCGUAUAGCAUGCCGACUUCUGCCUUGCCGCAGGCACCUUUGGCUUAUCCUGCUGCUUCACAGCCAGUAAACGCGCCUUCUGCGCCCUUUAAUCUGGCUCAGAUGCUGGGACAGACUGUCCCGGCCCAUGGCAUGGCUACGAACGCCGCUCCCCAGAUGCACGGCGCCCCGGCCGCAGCUUCUGGUGGCAUGGAUCCCAACACGCAGCAGCAGAUUAUGCUCAUUAAGCUGCUAGCCGAUCAAGGUGUUCCGUUCGAUAAGAUUCCUGCGUUGAUCCAGAGCAUGACUGGCGGAGCUGGCGGCCAGCCUGCACCUGCCCCCGCCCCCGCUGCCCAAGGAUCUUUCCCUGCCCAGCCUGCCUGGGGAGCGCCCACCAACGGCCCUUCGCGUGAAGAUCCCCGCGAUCGAUUUGGCAAUGGUAGCAGGUCCCCUCAGAGAUUUCGCGGCGCCCGAUCCCGCUCUAAGUCGCCCGACCGAUGGAAUCAGCGCGGCUCUCCCCGUGGUGCGCGUGAGUUUGGCGGCCGCAACAGCCCGUCUCGUGGCCGUCACGACGACAGAGAUCGCAAUGGCCGCAGAGGAGGAAACGAUUUCCGCCAGCGCAGCCCUCCUGGUCGCCGUGGCAGAUCUCCAUCCCCAGGCAACUUUCCCCACGUCGAUAGAUGGGUCGAGUAUGAUAAAUCGCUUCCCCCCAACUCGAUCCGCGUUUUCAGCCGCACCCUCUUCGUUGGAGGUGUCACUUGCCCCGAGCCCGAACUGCGGCAAAUAUUUGGUCGCUUCGGCACGGUGCAGACUUGCAUCGUGAAUAAGGACAAGAGGCACGCAUUUGUCAAGAUGCUGACUCGAAAAGAUGCCGAGGCCGCCAAGACCAACAUGGAAGACAACAGACACUUGGAGAUUCCCCUUCGCACACGAUGGGGAGUUGGUUUCGGUCCUAGAGAUUGUAGCGACUACGCCACUGGUGUCAGCAUCAUCCCGAUCUCCAAGCUGACCGAGGCUGAUCGCAAGUGGAUGCUGACUGCACCGUACGGUGGCAGCGGCGGCCAGCCCAUCGAGCCCGGUCUCACCGUCGAAGAGCCCGAUAUCGAAAUUGGCGCCGGCGUCUCGUCCAAGGCCAUCAGCCGCCGCAUGCAAACCGACAAGGGCGGCCAGAACGGCCCUAAGUCUACGCGCCAGCGCGACGACGACUGGAACCCCCGCGACGACCGCGGUGGUCACCACCGCGGCGGCAACGGCAACGACCACGGCUCUGGAGGACCUAACCAGGGCCAGGGCGGGCCGAUGCCCGUGUUCCCGUUUGGCGUCGGCACGCUGCCCAACGGCAUGCCCAGCUUUCCCCAGGGCUUUCAGUUCCCCGACCCGGGCAGACAGUGA
Messenger RNA from Akanthomyces muscarius, 2049 nucleotides. RefSeq lists its product as uncharacterized. Bases 1 to 2049 code for a protein of 682 amino acids. The record is from RefSeq and is a predicted model, not a curated record. Gene Ontology annotation, molecular function: RNA binding. Lineage: Eukaryota; Fungi; Ascomycota; Sordariomycetes; Hypocreales; Cordycipitaceae. The transcript is spliced from 6 exons. Gene Ontology annotation, cellular component: nucleus.